UACGAUAACUUACAGAGACAGCAGAUUUUUACGACACAGCAAGAGGCCGAGCUGGUACAAUAUCCUGACUGUAAAUCGUCCAGUGCUAAUAUUGGCGAGGAACCAGACCACUUAAAUCAGAGCUCGUCUCCUGCUCAAAUGUUUCCCUGGAUGAGACCACAAGCAGCGCCGGGUAGGAGGAGAGGAAGACAAACAUACAGCCGAUUCCAGACUCUAGAGCUGGAAAAGGAGUUCCUCUUUAACCCCUAUCUGACCAGGAAGAGGAGGAUCGAGGUGUCCCACGCACUAGGACUCACCGAGAGGCAGGUAAAGAUCUGGUUUCAAAACAGAAGAAUGAAAUGGAAAAAAGAGAACAACAAGGACAAAUUCCCCGCUUCCAGACAGGAGGGAAAGGAAGGGGAGGCCAAAAAGGAAGCACAUGAUCUGGAAGAAGACAGAGCUGAAGGCCAGACGAAUUAAAUUUUCCCUAAAAGCCUUUGUGAAAGGCUAUAAAAAAAUAAACAGCGCCAUAGCCCGACAUCUCGGCCCGUCUCCCCCUGUACGUGGUCCUGCCGUGGGACGAGUGACCCCGCGUCACCCCGC
Phaethon lepturus (White-tailed tropicbird) is the source of this 582-nucleotide messenger RNA. It is a transcript of the gene HOXD8, whose product is annotated as homeobox D8. Gene Ontology annotation, cellular component: nucleus. The record is from RefSeq and is a predicted model, not a curated record. Lineage: Eukaryota; Metazoa; Chordata; Aves; Phaethontiformes; Phaethontidae. Gene Ontology annotation, biological process: regulation of transcription by RNA polymerase II. The annotation marks the transcript as partial. Gene Ontology annotation, molecular function: RNA polymerase II transcription regulatory region sequence-specific DNA binding; DNA-binding transcription factor activity, RNA polymerase II-specific. The transcript is spliced from 2 exons.